CAAUGUGGAGAGCUAGAGUUUUGUUUUUGGUGUUUUUUUUUCAUGUCAACUCUUGCAUAUCUUGUACUAUUAGAUUGUAGAGGGCGCACGUUGGUUUUCACGAUCAUCCCCGGAAAGUGCCGAUGAUGUAUGACGAUCGUAUGAUGAUGAACAUGUACAUGUACAUAUGUACAGGCUAACUCAACUGUGCAUAUAUUGUCAUCAUUGUGUCAUCAAGCUAGUCAAACCGACCGUGCAAGUAUUUGUCACAUUCAGCUAGUAACAUGAAUGUCAACAGACUAGUAGAACCGUGAAAUUGGUACUUGUCGUUCACUCUCAAAAUGGCGGUGGCGAGUGAAUUGGAGUGGGUUCCGGAGACCCUGUACAACUCGGCCAUUACUGCUGUCGUGUCGACGUAUUCUCGUCACCGACUGGAGCUUCGAUCGCUUCCGGAAAACAUCCAGUUCGAUGUUUAUUACAAGCUGUAUAAACAAGGUCGACUCUGUCAGCUGGGCAUGGAAUUCUGUGAGCUGGAUGUCUUUGCUAAAGUUUUACGUGCCAACGACAAAAGACAUCUGCUUCACCAUUGCCUGCAAGCCUUGAUGGACCAUGGCGUCAAGGUGGCGUCAGUGCUGGCUGAUUCCUAUGCCACUCAGGCUACCCUGCUGCGUGUCGAGCAGACCAGCAGCAUGGAGAAGGCCAUUCAGCUAGCAUUUUCACUCGGUAAGCUUGCUUAUUUACUUAACCUUGCUGCCCUUCACGGUGAAAUGUGCGCUCUUCUCUUUGCCAAAAGCCAGUACGACGAGGCUUACAACCACUGCGUUCAAGCCCUCAAAGGCAUCAACAACAACAUACCGGUCCGCUGCAUCGUUCAUAUUCUACGGCAGGCGGCCAAGGCUUGUGUGGUCAAGAGAGAAUUCAAGAAGGCGGAGCUUCUCAUAAAGCAUGCCAUCUUUCUUGUCAGAGAGCAUUUUGGCACAAGACAUCCCAAAUAUUCAGACAUCCUUCUAGACUUUGGCUUCUAUCUGCUCAACAUCGAUUCCAUCAGCCAGUCUACGGUUGUUUAUCAGCAAGCCCUUGAUAUCAGGCUGUCCGCAUUCGGGGGGCGUAACCUCCAUGUAGCCAUUGCACAUGAGGAUUUGGCAUACGCAUCCUACGUCCACCAGUACAGCUCAGGCAAAUUUGAUGAUGCUCGAGAGCAUGCAGAGAAGGCCAUCUCCAUUAUCACCCAGAUCCUGCCAGAGAACCACCUGUUAUUAGCAUCGUCGAGAAGGGUCAAAGCUCUUAUCUUGGAGGAGAUUGCCAUCGAUUCUCACGACAAGGACACAGAGGGCAAGCUCCUGCAGGAAGCCCAUGACUUGCACCUGUCCUCCCUCAACCUGGCCAAGACGGCCUUCGGAGAGUUCAACGUCCAGACGGCUAAGCACUAUGGUAACCUGGGCAGGCUCUACCAGUCCAUGCACAGAUACAAGGAGGCGGAGGAGAUGCACAAGAAGGCUAUCACCAUCAAAGAGCGACUACUGGGUGAGGAGGACUAUGAGGUUGCGCUGUCUGUCGGUCACCUGGCGUCGCUGUACAACUAUGAUAUGAAACAAUACAAGGAAGCUGAGGAACUGUACCUGAGGUCCAUUGACAUAGGGAAGAAGCUGUUUGGCCCCGGCUACAGCGGUCUGGAGUACGACUACCGGGGCCUGAUCCGCCUCUACAUCAACACGAGCGAGUUUGAGAAGAUGAACGACUACAACGAGGUGCUGGGCCGUUGGAAGCUGCUGCGGGAGAGCUCGCCCAGCCCUGUCAACAUCGUGGACUACCUGGCCAACUACAAGAGCGACCUGACCACGGAGCAGGUCAUCCAGAAGUUCUUCAAGCAGGACUGAAAAGUCAGUCUUCUUUUGUCACGAUGUCCUCUGGUGAGACUUGAACCAACCUUGGGAACUGUCUUGAGUGAGCAACCAUAGCAUAACUCUUGUCGCACCCCACAGCAAUUCAGCCAAUCUUUCAGAGCAUAGACCGAAGUCUGAAGUCCAAGCGUCAUGUUCUAAACACAUUCCCUUUGUAAAGAUGAACCCAUUUGCAGUAGUAUCUCACCUUAAGUACCUGACUGCAGAACUGUCUAUUCAGGAAUUGCUCAAGCAGGACUGAAGCCGUCGACACUGCAAGAAAUCAAUGUGUGUCGUCGGAUUGAUCUGAAGUGUAUAAUCUACAUUCUUUCAGUUGUUCUUGCCACCCGUUCAGUAAUUAAGGGCAAGGUGCACUGGAGUUCUUUCAACAGGACUGGAGCAACAAGGUCCUGAAAAUACCCAGUUGUGUUUUUAGAACCAGUCAUAAGAACUGUCUGGAGUGUGCAAUCAUGGAGCAGGUUUGGCAGAUAAUCUCAGUACACCUUCGGAAAGUAACAGUUGGUCAUUCAUUUUCUUCAAACAAGAGCAAACCUGUCAACUUCUGAAUAGUAUCCGUUUGUGUGAACUGGGAACCAAUUGUACUGGUGGGGUAGAAACCAUUUAGAGUGUCUGGUUACAGAAUCAUUCAUACAGUAAUUUGGUUCAUACCUUCAAAGAUUUGAACACUCUCAAAGACCAAAUAUCCACAAAGGAGAAGCAGAGUCACACGCGAAGUUCUAUGAAGACUUUGUGUGAGAAAGUGAACCCAUCAUGUCAGUAUUCAGGAGUUCUUUUGCAGUAUUGAAGCUGUGAGCUUCUGUAAUAUAUCUACUCGUUGGAUUUGAAUGAAGAUUCAUAUCUGAAGUGUCGGACUUACAACACAAUUCUCGCAGACAUUUGCAUCACACCGUCAGAGUUCAAGAUUCUUUUAAGAACAACCUUCGAGGUCUAACAAUGUUCUCAGUGCGGAUUGGAACCCGUAUUGUUUAGUGUCAAACUACAAGAACAGUAAACGAUUCAUUUGGAAUUUCUUCAAGUAGGGUCCAAGAGAGUCCCCUUCUGCUUAAAUGUUUUCUCCUGGGAUUGGAACCAGCCAGGCUCAUGUGUAAUUCAAUUCAAGAGAUCUGGCAGUAAGUAAUCAAGUGCAGGACUUCCAUCUAAAAAUAUUUGUUUUGGGGGAUUUGGAUGAGUCUUGUCGGCAGAGUUGCCAGCUGAUAAGGUCAUCAAAGACAGCUUCAAGCUCAAAGUAGAGCCUGCUUCCAAGACGCCCCAGUGAAGAAAAUAAGCUGAGUUUUGUAGGAGUUACAUCUGAUGUGGGAUUGAAUCUGUGAUUCAUUAAAACCCUUCACGUGAAAGAAUUAAAGGGUUUUGUAGGAAGCUGUAAACUCAGGCACUAACUGUAGUUUGACCACUAGUGGCACAAAUUUACACGCAGUGUACCAACCCAUAACAACCCUAGUCAAAUCACUUUCGGAAACCCCACAACUGUCACAUUUUGCCUUGGUUGGAUCUUCUACUUCAUUGACAGUUUCCGUCAUAUACAGUUACCUUGACAUAAGUGGUUCCUUCUGUACCUAAUUCCCCAAAGGCUGCUGAUAACCACUGAUGCAACCAUGCAUCAAGGCCUGGUUCAAAAUAUUUGAUGACUACCGUAGAUAGUUCAAUCAUCCAAUCAUACUGGUCAUGAUUAGGCUGAACUAUAGUUAACUGUUAAUCACAAUCUCCCAAACUUGCCUCUUGUGGGGGUUUCAGCAUUACUGAGAGACACCAAGACUUGAAUUGAACAGAACCAGGGAGAUUGAAAAAGAAAAAAAACGACAGGCAGUAAGAACCAACAGGAAUGUAAAAAUCCACAAAGCAACUUAAAUGUUUAUGUAGAAUUUGUGCAUAACCUCAGAAAUGCUUAUACAAUUAUGCACCAGCAAAAGUUCCAGGAAGUUACUCAUAAAAUGUUUAUUCCAAGUGACUGAUUUGAUGAAAGUGUUUGUGGACUAGCAUUUUCCCUAACAUAACAGGCUGUAAAAGAAAUAGUAAAAAAAAAAAAAAGAAUUUAAAAUG
Acanthaster planci (crown-of-thorns starfish) is the source of this 3917-nucleotide messenger RNA. Its product is annotated as amyloid protein-binding protein 2-like. Gene Ontology annotation, molecular function: ubiquitin-like ligase-substrate adaptor activity; protein binding. NCBI's taxonomy places the organism in Eukaryota, Metazoa, Echinodermata, Asteroidea, Valvatida, Acanthasteridae. Gene Ontology annotation, biological process: intracellular protein transport; proteasome-mediated ubiquitin-dependent protein catabolic process. Gene Ontology annotation, cellular component: Cul2-RING ubiquitin ligase complex. The record is from RefSeq and is a predicted model, not a curated record.